AUGACACGGAUGUGCCUGCUGUUUAGCUGGGCUUGGAUUCUUGCUAGCUACCACAUGUUCCAUCAAAUGGGAGGAAAUUUAUGUACUACUAGAAGAGAAAGAUCAACUUCUCAAGUUCAUCUAGGUCGCUGCCAUCUUCGUGGUCAUGUCGCCGUCGACUCGGUGCCUCGCCCCAAUGAUUUGCAAUGGGUCAAAGACGAUCUCGCCAUAAUCCAGUGGAUCUACACGCACGUCUCCACCGAGAUCUUCAACCUCGUCUUCCACAAUGCCGCCACCGCCUCGGCUCUUCGGUCCGCACUUCGGCUGCUCUUCCAGGACAACGUCGACGCUCGUGUCACCAGCCCCAACAACGAGCUCCGCAACACUGCCCAAGGUGAUGCCUCGAUCAGCAUGUACUGCCAUCGCCUCAACGCCAUCGCCGACGAGUUCCGCGAACUCGGCGAUCCCGUGAAAAAUCGCCAACUAAACAACAUCCCUGUCGCUGGCCUCAGCGAGUGCUUCAACAAGCAGGCGUCCUUCAUUCCCAUGAUGCGGCCUCGCCCCACGUUCGCCAAGGUCUGGUCCCUGCUUCAACACGCCGAUAGCACGCAUGCUCGCAAGGAGGCCCGCCCUUAG
This is a messenger RNA of Lolium perenne, 615 nucleotides long. RefSeq lists its product as uncharacterized. NCBI's taxonomy places the organism in Eukaryota, Viridiplantae, Streptophyta, Magnoliopsida, Poales, Poaceae. The record is from RefSeq and is a predicted model, not a curated record.